Messenger RNA from Puccinia graminis f. sp. tritici CRL 75-36-700-3, 492 nucleotides. RefSeq lists its product as uncharacterized. The coding region runs from base 1 to 492 and encodes 163 amino acids. Gene Ontology annotation, cellular component: cytosol; cytoplasm; mitochondrion. Gene Ontology annotation, molecular function: dihydrofolate synthase activity; tetrahydrofolylpolyglutamate synthase activity; ATP binding. NCBI's taxonomy places the organism in Eukaryota, Fungi, Basidiomycota, Pucciniomycetes, Pucciniales, Pucciniaceae. The record is from RefSeq and is a predicted model, not a curated record. Gene Ontology annotation, biological process: folic acid-containing compound biosynthetic process. The transcript has 2 exons.
AUGUACACCGGCUUGUCGGAAGGGAAUACUUCCGACGAGCUGGUUUCUAUACCAGCUCGUCGGAAGGAAACCCUUCCGACAAGCUGGUAUAUGUACCAGCUCGUCGGAAGUAUUCCCUUCCGACGAGCUGGUACACAAUCCAGCUCGUUGGAAGGGAAUCCAAAGACGUUCGAGGAUACAAAAUCAAAGAUCCAGAGGAUAAUCGAUCGGAACAGGAUAGACCAGCCCACCUCCUUCGAGCUGCUGACGGCCAUCGCCUUUGAGAUCUUCGCCAGAACGCAAUCCGAGCUCCAUCUAGCACUCAUCGAAGUCGGUCUUGGCGGUCAGAAGGAUUCGACAAACCUCUGUCAGUCUGAGAACACCCUCCUGGGCUGCAUCACCCCCAUCUCGGUCGACCAUCAGGCUUUCCUGGGCUCGACCAUCUCCGAAAUCGCUGUCCAGAAGGGACAGCUUGGUGCCGAAGAGAUGGACGUAGUGGAUCCAGGCCGGUGA